CACCCUUCUUCCCACUCAGCUCGGCUUUCCUUUCAUCCCAUUGUCACUCUCGCUGCACGAGAAAGAUCAAAAUGGGCUUCGAUGCGUUGUAGAAAUCCGAUCCGUUUCCGAUGGUUACCGGCGGCGCACGUUUUUUACGGCUAAUCUCUCAUCGGCAUCUUCCUCUAUAACUAGGGUUCCGGCCCUUGAUUGAUCGAGGGCCAACGCGACAAUUAUCGGAGUUUUGACGCGAUCUGAUCAACGGGGGGGACGAAACAUGUUCAACAAGAUCAUGAAACGCGGUGGCCGGAAGGUCCCCAAAUCCGAUGCUAACGAGCCCACGGUCUUCUCCGGUGCUUUCCGCUCCGCCGGUGGUCCGGUUGUAUCCACUUCCAACGUCACUAUAAACCAUGCGUCUCGUCCCACCGCCACCACCGCGGGACCCCAGCACCAGUCGCCGCUUGGCUCCCCCGGCGUCACCGGUGUCACUAGCGUCACUCCCCAGAUCGAGAACCUCCCCCUCUUUCGUGAUGUGCCAGUGCCCGAGCGCCAGACUCUUUUCCAACGAAAGCUUCAGAUCUGCAAUAUCGUAUUCGAGUUCUCCGAGUCCCUUAAGUUCGCACGCGAGAAAGAGACCAAACGACAGACCCUUGUGGAGCUCGUUGAUUUCAUUCACGCUGGUUCUGGCCGCCUGACUGAAGCAGUUCAGGAGGACCUCAUUCGCAUGAUCGGAAACAACAUCUUCCGCUGCCUGCCCCCGGCCUCUCAUGAGAACUCUGGCUCCGAGAACGCUGAUCCCGAGGAGGAAGAAUCUUACCUCGAUCCCUCUUGGCCUCACCUCCAGAUUGUUUACGAGCUUCUUCUUCGAUACGUCGUGUCGUCAGACACUGAUACGAAGAUCGCCAAACGCUAUAUUGAUCAUUCUUUCGUUCUCCGUCUUCUUGAUCUAUUUGACUCUGAAGACCCCCGUGAGCGUGAGUAUCUCAAGACCAUUCUUCAUCGCAUCUACGGCAAGUUCAUGGUUCAUCGCCCGUUCAUUCGCAAGGCAAUCAACAACAUUUUCUAUCGUUUUAUUUUUGAGACCGAGCGGCACAGCGGAAUUGGUGAGCUACUCGAGAUUCUGGGUAGUAUAAUUAACGGUUUUGCUCUGCCAAUGAAGGAGGAGCACAAGCUGUUCCUGGUCCGAGCACUUAUCCCUCUUCACAAGCCGAAGGGAAUGUCGGCUUACCAUCAGCAGCUCUCGUACUGUAUCACCCAGUUUGUGGAGAAGGAUUUCAAGCUUGCUGAUACUGUCAUAAGGGGGUUGCUAAAGUAUUGGCCAGUCACCAACUGUCAGAAGGAGGUGCUCUUCCUAGGAGAACUGGAAGAGGUUCUUGAGUCGACUCAACCAGCAGAGUUUCAGCGUUGCAUGGUUCCACUAUUCAAGCAGAUUGGAAGGUGCCUCAAUAGUUCUCAUUUCCAGGUCGCCGAACGAGCCCUCUUUCUAUGGAACAACGACCACAUCGUGAGCCUAAUCGCCCAGAACCGAAACAUCAUAUUCCCCAUCAUCUUCGACGCCCUCGAGAAAAACAUGCAAGGCCACUGGAACCAAGCGGUCCACGGACUCACCGCCAACGUCCGCAAAAUGUUCCUCGACAUGGACAGCGAGCUAUUCGAGGAAUGCCAGCAGAAGUACAUCGACCAGGAAGCCAAGGCCAAGUCGCAGGCCGAACAGAGACAGAUGGCCUGGCAAAGACUGGAAGCAGUCGUCGCCGCUAAAUCUUCGACAGAAGAUAUGGUAUUAGUCAAUUAGAAAAUCCUGACCCUAAACCCUAAAUCUUCCCCUCACCUUAAUCACUGUUUUGCUUCUUCUUCCUCUUUUCUUGUUUUUUUGGCUGUUGUCUAUUGAUGUGCUCCUUUUUCUUUUUUCUUUUUUAUGAAAGCAGAGCUGGGAUUAUAUGUAACCUUAAAAAAUGUAUCAUUUGUGGAUAUAUUGGAAGUUCCUUGAUGGUCAGUUCAGGAGAUCCCAGUUGUAUGAUGAUAUAAUUUUUUUUUUUUUUUUUUUGAAAUUUUUAUGAACAGAGUGUUAGAUUGAGUUGGAUAUCAUGAGUUUAGGGUUUCAGAUUUUUGGAGAUUGUUUCUGAAUG
Molecule: messenger RNA, 2105 nt
Organism: Phalaenopsis equestris
Lineage: Eukaryota; Viridiplantae; Streptophyta; Magnoliopsida; Asparagales; Orchidaceae
Product: serine/threonine protein phosphatase 2A 57 kDa regulatory subunit B' beta isoform-like
Exons: 2
Coding region: 257-1771 (504 amino acids)
Biological process (GO): signal transduction
Cellular component (GO): protein phosphatase type 2A complex
Molecular function (GO): protein phosphatase regulator activity
Source: RefSeq, a predicted model, not a curated record